Messenger RNA from Leopardus geoffroyi (Geoffroy's cat), 1779 nucleotides. RefSeq names its product tetraspanin 7 (gene TSPAN7). NCBI's taxonomy places the organism in Eukaryota, Metazoa, Chordata, Mammalia, Carnivora, Felidae. The coding region runs from base 45 to 794 and encodes 249 amino acids. The transcript has 8 exons. The record is from RefSeq and is a predicted model, not a curated record. Gene Ontology annotation, cellular component: membrane.
CCGCCCGCCGCCCGCCGCCGCCGCCGCCGCCGGAGCUCUGUAGUAUGGCAUCGAGGAGAAUGGAGACCAAACCUGUGAUAACCUGUCUCAAAACCCUCCUCAUCAUCUACUCCUUCGUCUUCUGGAUCACUGGCGUGAUCCUGCUGGCUGUUGGAGUCUGGGGCAAACUCACUCUGGGCACCUACAUCUCCCUGAUCGCCGAGAACUCCACAAAUGCCCCCUAUGUGCUCAUCGGGACCGGCACCACUAUUGUGGUGUUUGGCCUGUUCGGAUGCUUUGCGACAUGCCGUGGUAGCCCGUGGAUGCUGAAGCUGUAUGCCAUGUUCCUGUCCCUGGUGUUCCUGGCUGAGCUGGUAGCUGGCAUUUCAGGGUUUGUGUUUCGUCAUGAGAUCAAGGACACCUUCCUGAGGACUUACACGGACGCCAUGCAGAAUUACAAUGGCAACGAUGAGAGGAGCCGGGCGGUGGAUCACGUGCAGCGCAGCCUGAGCUGCUGUGGCGUGCAGAACUACACCAACUGGAGCACCAGCCCCUACUUCCUGGAGCGCGGCAUCCCCCUGAGUUGCUGCAUGAACGAAACCGACUGCAAUUCCCAGGAUCUACACAAUCUGACUGUGGCGGCCACCAAAGUUAACCAGAAGGGUUGUUACGAUCUGGUGACCAGUUUCAUGGAGACAAACAUGGGGAUCAUCGCUGGAGUGGCUUUUGGAAUCGCGUUCUCCCAGCUGAUCGGCAUGCUGCUGGCCUGCUGUCUGUCCCGGUUCAUCACGGCCAACCAGUAUGAGAUGGUGUAAGGAGAAGUCUUUCAAGAACGAUGGCCUAAGAGACCUGUUUUAAAAAGGAACCACGGCAAUCUUUGAAAGACUUGCAAAGGAUGUCAGAGCACAGUGCAUAACACACCUGUCCCGCGCUCCCUAACCCCCCACCCAGCGUGCACCUGACCCGCCCACACAGUCUCUGCUCCGCCUUCCAGCCCGCAUCAUGUGUAGCGUUCCGUUUUGUGAAGCCCCGUGUGCCAGAGUGUAGCCAGGUUCCCUGCAUCCGGUCCUAGCGGACCCCACCUGAGGCCCCGUGCGCACCAGAUCCUCCAUCUGUACUUGGUCCGACUGCAGCUCAUUGUAGGUGACUGGUCAUCCCACCAUCACUGGCCCGGCCGGGCCCUGCAUGUAGUGUGGAAGGCUCCUGCUAGCCCUUCAUCCUGAUCGAUAAACGCCAUACCCCUUGAUGUAGAUAAGCAGCUAGCUAGCUGUUCUGGCUUAACCUCCUUUGGUUUGGUUUUCCCUUUACUAAGGCUCUUACUACCUUCUUCAGGCUGCCUAGGAUAUGUAAAGAGAUACAUCAGUAAUUGUCCAUGCAGAGAAAAAAAGCAUGCGUCACGCACGAAGGGAACUGCUGAGCGUUAGGUGGCCUCCUCCUUGCUCAUUAUUGUUACAUGCCUGGGUAUGUGUAGACAGUUUAGUGCACCUAUGCCUCUCGGUUGAAACCUGUAUAAUCCUGUUACCAAGCCGUAUUGUUACUUCCUGUGAAGGAAAUAUUACUUCUGUUUCUCCCCAAUUAAUUGCUAUUGUGUUAUUUUACUUCUGUAUUUUUUCUUUGCAUUGACAUUACAGACAUUGAGGACCUCAUCGAAUCAAUUUAAAAAUGAGUGUGAAGGGGGAACAAAGUCAAAAUAUUUUUAGAAGACCUUCAGAAACAAUGCCUCUGUCUAGCAUGCCAACAAGAAUGCAUUGAUAUUGUGAAACAUUUGUGAUACAUGUAUUAAUAAAUAGAAUCACUACA